This is a messenger RNA of Lasiodiplodia theobromae, 3327 nucleotides long. Its product is annotated as VRR-NUC domain-containing protein. NCBI's taxonomy places the organism in Eukaryota, Fungi, Ascomycota, Dothideomycetes, Botryosphaeriales, Botryosphaeriaceae. Gene Ontology annotation, cellular component: nucleus. Gene Ontology annotation, biological process: interstrand cross-link repair. The record is from RefSeq and is a predicted model, not a curated record. The coding region runs from base 1 to 3327 and encodes 1108 amino acids. The transcript has 4 exons. Gene Ontology annotation, molecular function: 5'-3' exonuclease activity; 5'-flap endonuclease activity; flap-structured DNA binding.
AUGGUGCUCCAGCAGCGAAGUCCCUCAAAGCACAAUCAGAUGCUGGGCAAAAAGCAGACCACGCUGAUCCCACACCCAAAGUCCACCAACUACGAUGAUGACGCUCCCGCCCGCCCACUGAAACGCAUCAAGCGCAAGGAAGACGAUGAUAAUUCCGAAUAUGCGCGCUCACCGGGCUCGCCCAAGUCUGCUGCUAGAGCCCGAAGAGUGGUUCCCGACUCCGAUGCUGAGAGCAAUGACGAGGAUGCUGACGCGCCGGACCCCGCGGCUCGGACCGAUCUCGAGAGCGCUUUGCCGCCGGUUGAGACGGACAAAGAAGCCAUUGAGGCGUACGAGAUACAACGAGCUGCCGAAGAAGCCAAGAGGCUGGGCCAGGGUGACCGGCUAAAAGAAGGCAAGUGGGUGAAAGGGAGAAGCUCCAUCUACGUCGAUGCUUUCAACCUUGCGUUGGACACUGUCCUGGAGGAAGAGCGCCACCUCUUUGACGAAGCAGAGAUAGAGGUCUUCUCACAGUGGCGAGCUCUAGACUACGAGGCGCAGUACUUAUACGUCCGUCUCUUCCUCCGGAAAACGUCAGCCUGGCACCGCAUCAAUAAUCUGGGGUACCACAGUGACAUUGCAGAUAUCGAUGCGGCAAUUGAAACUCUCCAGCAAGAGAGAUUAUUGCCUGAUUCGGAAGCUCCAGUGCAAAGCAAUCCAGGCGAGCUUGAACCUCCAGAAGGCACAACCCUUGGACCCUCGUUCACCUUUGCGGACAGGUCAGAAAACCACAUCGACACGCUUGAAGAAGCAUCAUCAUUGCUAAAGCUGGACGAGCUAAAAGCAUUGGCAAAAGAUGCCAAAGUCCAAGGCAAAAAUAAGCAGGAGCUCCUCAGAUCUUUUAGGAGAGCAAGCCAAAAACAGACAGGGCUCGGAUGGGUGGGCCUGAAGCGCUCCGACACCGAAGCAUCCACAAAAUCCACUGAUGGCGAUCCUAAUAGCCCCUCAACACGUGAAAACACGCCUUUGCCCGAGGAUGCGAACAGGGACGCCCAUUGGGUACGGAAGAUCAUGUCCGAGACAGGCCCCUGCAUACGGCUUUCCUUGCCGGCGCUAAAAUUAUUUGAGAGAGUUCAUUUGGUCUUCUACCGAUCCACCGAAUGGACUGAAAAAUCCCUGACGACAAUCAUCCUGGCCAGGAUAGCCCGGCGCAAUUUUCCAGACUACAUCGUGUCCAGGUCAGCGAAUAUUUUUGCAUCCCGAGCCCUGCUGCUCGAAUUCGAAGCAUCUCUCCGGACACAGUUCCGGGUUGACAGCAUUCUGGAAUUCAACGGCACGCCGAGUCCCGCAGACUUGCGAACGAUUCUCGAUUUAUUUGAACAGGUGUAUCCCCGCUGGCUUGUGCUGCUCCAGGAAGAACAAACCAAAGAGGAUAGUAUAUACAUCAGUGGUGAAGGUGCAUAUCUAAGACGGCUAUCUCCUGCUUGGGUUUACACCCGAAUUGUGCACAAAGCUACAUAUGUGCUUGGGAAAUUUAAACAACACAAGCGCGAACACGAACUAUUGACGGAAUUGCUUGCUCAACGCUUGUUCCACGCGUCACGCCGUGGUGCUUGGUAUCAACGGAAGGCCUUGUUGGAAGAGCAUUACAUGGCAUCUCUGAUGCCAUCAGAAGGGCGCAGUGAAGAAUCACAAAAGAAGCAUUGGAGACAAAUUGCACUUCAUACGUGCGAGGAGGGGCUGCAGGAUCACCUUGUGCAUCAAAUAUACCACUACGACCUCCAGAAGCGCGUCACAAAGCUCGAGAAAGCACUCAAGAUUGCCAAACGCUUUCAGCAUUCUUUCGGCCAUGUCCGACUGGCUGCUCCCGUCGAAGUGACUAUCGAGGGUAUUAAGCUCGAGCGGGAACCGACACCAAGUACCAACAAUCGUGGCAACAGCUCACCGUUUCCCACUACUCGCCGCGGUAUUCAACGUACCAUUUGGCUGGACGAGCGCGAAGGCGACGGCGAGUGCACUGUCGAAGCCAUGUGUCUAUCGCAUUACCGUUCGCAAGGAUGGAAAGGCUAUCAUAGUGAAGGCGGCAUUGUGCGGACGCUCUUCGCGUACCUCUUCUACGACAUCCUCUUUACGUACGUGCCCAACGUCUUCCAGACGCCCUUUCAAACGUGCCCGCUCGACCUCCAUACCGACGCCUUCUACCCAACCCGCUUGUCGGAGAUCAACCAUCGUCUCGUGCAGAUUGCAAACGGCGAGGCGGCGCGCCUGAUGCGCGAGGUGUGGGAUGCGCAUGCAGAGCGGAAAACGUGCAUUAUUGGUCUCGAUUGGACGUUCGAGAUUGAGGAUUUGAUGGAGAUUGCAGGGUGUUUUGAGGGCGAGGCAUUGGCGACGGUGUGCAGGGUUAUGGCGCAAGAGUACGGGCAAAGAGGCGGAGGGGUGCCUGAUCUGUUCUUGUGGCGUCCGGACAUGGGUAAGGUCAUGUUCGCGGAGUUUACUCUCGCAAUCAUGGCGGACGCCUCGGACUCCAACUCCAACGCCCUUAUCGCGGAAGCUGCCACCUCUACCGUCGAUGAAGUCCUAUCCAGUCCUUCUGUCGGCAUUGCUUCACCCUCACACAACCCCAACAACAACGGCAGCACCAUGCAUCCGCCUACCACCUCGGCUUCUGCACCUACCAACAGCAACGACGGCCACCGUAGUAGUCACCCUCAGCUCACCAGCACCAACGACCAGACGCAACCGAUCCUCGGCGUCGAGGCCAAGAGUCCCGCUGCUGCUGCUGCUGCUGCUGCUGCUGCUGCUGCUGCUACUACGCCCAACCGUCCGCCCAAGAGCCGCCUCGACCUUUGCCUCGAGACGAUGGACUUUACGAGCAUGCUGGCGCAGCACAAGGCGACGGUAGAAGCGGUGCGCGACGCCGUCGGCUCCAUCGAGGCGGCCGCGGCGCGGAUCGAGCACCGGGUCAAGGCGUCGUCGGCGGCGGCGCAAACCAGCAACGGCAGCGCCCGUAUGAUGAAGACGAAGGACAGGCGCAUCGUGUGGCUGAUGAUGAAGGUCAUUCUGCGGAAGGAUGCGGAGGUUCUGAAGAAGAUCGAGUCGGAGCUCCAGCGCACGCAGCACAGCAUGUGGAAGCUGAGCCGCGAGAUGCGCCUCAUCAGCAUGAAGCACAGCGAGGGCGAGGACAUCGAGCACGAAAUGUACGAGAUGCUCGAGGGCUUCGUCAUGGCGCUCACCAGCAGCCGCGGCGAGGACAGAACCAAGUGGGGCGAGGACGGCGUCGAGCUCGGCCAGAUUCUGGACGAGAUCAAGGCGGAUAUGGAAUGGUGGGAUGACGGGAAGGACGACUGA